CCAUGUUGUGUGUACUGUGGGAGACCAGAUAUAAUGAAUGCAGGGUCCUGGGAGAUCGGAUAUAGUGAAUGCGAGGGUCCGAGGAGACCGGAUAUAGUGAAUGCAGGGUCCGGGGAGACCGGAUAUAGUGAAUGCAGGGUCCGGGAGACCAGAUAUAGUGAAUGCAGGGUCCAGGGAGACCAGAUAUAGUGAAUGCAGGGUCCGGGGAGACCAGAUAUAGUGAAUGCAGGGUCCGAGGAGACCAGAUAUAGUGAAUGCAGGGUCCAGGGAGACCAGAUAUAGUGAAUGCAGGGUCCAGGGAGACCAGAUAUAGUGAAUGCAGGGUCCUGGGGAGACCAGAUAUAGUGAAUGCAGGGUCCGGGGAGACCGGAUAUAGUGAAUGCAGGGUCCUGGGGAGACCAGAUAUAGUGAAUGCAGGGUCCGAGGAGACCAGAUAUAGUGAAUGCAGGGUCCUGGGGAGACCGGGUAUAGUGAAUGCAGGGUCCGGGGAGACCAGAUAUAGUGAAUGC
Molecule: messenger RNA, 509 nt
Organism: Staurois parvus
Lineage: Eukaryota; Metazoa; Chordata; Amphibia; Anura; Ranidae
Source: the annotation of a GenBank genome assembly